ACGUUUUUUAAUAAUUUUGAAACUUUUGAGGUUAUGUUGUAAAAAAGUUAAAAAUUAUUUAAUAUUAUUUAAUUGAACUGUUUGAACGAUAUUUAAUAGUUUAAAUAUUUUAUUACAAUGGUUUAUACUGAAAAUCAUACAAAUUUCUUGCAAAACAUGUUGAAUAAUGGGAUUAUGGACAUGUCUAAGGGGCUAGAAUUUGUUUCUGCAAUUUGGGGCGAUGAAUCCAAUGAAGAUACAAAACUACCGACAAUAAUCAAAGAAAUCAAUGAAAAAAUCAGCAAAUUCAAGCAGCAAAUUAAAAUAAUGACCUGUGACAUCAGUCGUGAUUCAAAAAUUGUUUUUAUACGCACAGUAAAUGACAAGAGGAGCCGAUUGAAUGUGUUUCACACUCCUGCUGAAUAUGAAUUCUUCAAAAUAAUCCUCAACAGCAUGAUACAAGAGGAUGAUUUUAUGAUCCCCGUAAACACUUGCUUGAACUUUAGAUUGCAGCUGGAGGCUCCUUUGACACUCUCUCUUGUCCGAGCACAGGAAUUGCUCGACAUCUGGUCAAACGCGGGCUACUUUAUAAUAUCCGACGACGACAAUUUAAUGUUUGGAGCAAGAACAAUUGCAGAAUUUGAAGUGUACUUCAAUGAUACAUUCGAAGGACUGAGCAGCAAGCACCCCUUCGCCGGUGAGCAUGUCACCCACAGACAGGCGCCUUCUGUGCGCCCUCAGCGACUCGGCGCCCUCGACGACGACGACGACGGUUUAGCGGUUGCUAAGAUGCCCUCGUCGGCCGGAGCGAGCCGAGACGGUUCGCUUCGCCCGGGGGCGAUUCCUCACGAUGCACAAGCGGAGGCGCAGAAUCCGGCUAUUAUAUAUUGGAUGAUAUAUUGGCUAUUAUAUAUGCUGCAAGGGCAAGCUCAGUGCAAACAAUUGCCACAAGAACCAAAUUAA
Molecule: messenger RNA, 942 nt
Organism: Ctenocephalides felis (cat flea)
Lineage: Eukaryota; Metazoa; Arthropoda; Insecta; Siphonaptera; Pulicidae
Exons: 6
Coding region: 118-942 (274 amino acids)
Biological process (GO): DNA damage tolerance; double-strand break repair via homologous recombination
Cellular component (GO): nucleus; Smc5-Smc6 complex
Molecular function (GO): ubiquitin-protein transferase activity
Source: RefSeq, a predicted model, not a curated record